AUGGCCCAGGACUACAAACUUAAGGACAUCACGUCCCUGGCGGACGUCAAGGACAUGGACAAGGUCGAGUGUGAAGUCGACGGUAUUCAGGAUGGCAAGGUCCUCUUGGUUAGGUAUAAUGGUCAGGUUCACGCUAUGACCCCUAAAUGUACCCACUACGGUGCUCCUUUGAAGUUGGGUGUCGUGGCUCCUGAGGGGAGGAUUACUUGUCCUUGGCAUGGUGCUUGCUUUAAUGUCGAAACUGGUGAUGUUGAGGAUGCGCCGGCCCCGAAUGCGUUGAAGAAGUUCGAGGUGUUUGAGAAGAAUGGCGCUGUUUAUAUCAAUGCCAAUGAAGCCGAUGUUAAGGCGGCUCAGAGAGAUCCUGCUGUCAAGUGUAGUGCUUCGCAGCAGGAGAAGUUGGUCGUUGUUGGCGGUGGAAGUGGUACCUUUGGUGUGGUCCAGGCGAUCCGGGAGAUGAAGUACAAGGGUGCCAUCACUGUCAUCACCCGCGAACCGAACCUCAUUAUUGAUCGUACGAAGCUGUCCAAGGCGUUGAUUGCGGAUGCCGCGAAGAUCCAGUGGCGGCCUGAAGAGUGGUACAAGGAAGCUUCUAUUGAGGUCGCCCAUGAUGAUGUGACGGGCGUUGAUUUCCAGAAGAAGACGGUGACUACUAAGUCUGGCAAGUCGUACCCUUACACCAAGCUGGUCCUUGCGACAGGAGGUGUGCCGCGCACUCUCCCACUGGAAGGGUUCAAGGACCUUGGAAACAUCUUCGUGCUCCGCACCAUUCCGGACGUGCAGGCCAUUCACCAGGCACUGGGCGAGCAGAAGAACAAGAAGGUCGUUGUCAUUGGCAGCUCUUUCAUUGGUAUGGAGGUGGGCAACUGCCUUGCCAAGGAGAACGACGUCACCAUCGUCGGCAUGGAGAAGGCCCCAAUGGAGCGUGUAAUGGGCGAGCAGGUCGGCCGCAUCUUCCAGGGUAACCUGGAGAAGGCGGGCGUCAAGUUUAAGCUCUCCGCCAGCGUGGACAAGGCGACUCCCUCCAGCAGAGAUUCCAGCAAGGUCGGCGCAGUUCACCUGAAAGACGGCACCGUGCUUCCAGCAGAUCUGGUCAUCCUCGGAGUGGGAGUGCGUCCCGCGACUGACUUCCUUCAAGGCAACCCAUCCGUUACCCUCGAGGAGGAUGGGUCCAUCAAGACCAAUGAGCACUUUGCGGUCCCCGGACUGAACGACGACGUCUUUGCUAUCGGUGAUAUCGCCACCUACCCGUACCACGGGCCAGGAGCAGACCAGGACAAGGGCACAUACACCCGUAUCGAGCACUGGAACGUGGCCCAAAACGCCGGACGCGGAGUAGCACGCGCAAUUGUCCACAGCGGAUCAUUGCAAUCCCUUAAGCCCAAGGCGUUCAUCCCCAUCUUCUGGUCCGCCCUGGGUGCCCAGCUGCGCUACUGCGGAAGUACCGUGGGCGGAUGGGACGAUCUGGUGCUGAAGGGAGAGCCCGAGAACGCCAAGUUCGCUGCGUAUUACUGCAAGGGAGACACGGUGGUGGCCGUUGCUACGAUGGGUAUGGACCCGGUGAUGGUCAAGAGUGCCGAACUGAUGCGGCGCAAGAACAUGCCGACCAAGUCGCAGAUCCAAAGUGGAGUGGAUGUGUUGACUGUGGGUGUGCCUGAGUCUGUGAGGAUCUAG
Molecule: messenger RNA, 1671 nt
Organism: Aspergillus tubingensis
Lineage: Eukaryota; Fungi; Ascomycota; Eurotiomycetes; Eurotiales; Aspergillaceae
Gene: nfr1
Product: putative AIF-like mitochondrial oxidoreductase (Nfrl)
Exons: 3
Coding region: 1-1671 (556 amino acids)
Cellular component (GO): cytoplasm
Molecular function (GO): 2 iron, 2 sulfur cluster binding; oxidoreductase activity, acting on NAD(P)H; flavin adenine dinucleotide binding
Source: RefSeq, a predicted model, not a curated record